CGACGAAAGGAGAGAGAAACUGGGUGAAGGUUUUUUUUUUUCCCUCUUCCUUUAAUUAUUGAGAAGAUUUACGAGGACUACGUGGGUUACCACCGAUUUGGCCGGCAGAGGGCGUGGAGGCAUGGCGGGAGUUGAAGAUGCGGCCAUCGAUGAUCGUAAUUGUCGCCGUGAUUGUGGUAAAUCGCCGGAUUCCGCCGGCGACGAUGGGGUCGACGACUCUCCCUCGUCUCCGGGAGUUUCGUGCUCGAUUUGCCUCGAACCGGUGGCCGAGGACGGUAGCAGAUCCAGGGCUAAGCUCCAAUGCGGGCACGAAUUUCAUCUGGACUGUAUUGGGUCAGCUUUUAACACGAAGGGAGCUAUGCAGUGCCCGAAUUGCCGAAAAGUUGAGAAAGGUCAGUGGUUGUAUGCAAAUGGAUCUCCUCGACCGUUUCCUGAGUUCAUGGACGACUGGAUUCCGGAUGAGGAUUUGUAUGGUUUAAGCUAUCCAGAAACGCACUAUCGGUUCCAGUGGUGCCCGUUUGGCGAACUCUCUCACGCUGCUGCUUCUUUCGAGGAACUGGAUUCUCCUACGACCACAUAUCACGAGUUCAAUGGACACCACACCAUAUAUGCGGAACACACUGCCACGUCUUCCAUUGCCCACUCUCACUCGUAUCUUGCAUACGUCGGACCGGUUCCAGCCGCCACAACUACAAGGACUGGCGACAGUGCCGAAGAUCAUCAUCCAUGGAACAGCCACUCUGGACAAAACGACAACUUUAACAGGCUUGCAGUUGCUACCCCUUAUCUUGGCUGGGAACACCUUCAUCAUCUCUCCCAUUCUUUUCCUCUGCCCACUGGUCACGCUGUCGCUGCCGCCGAUCCGGUUGCCGCUGAAAUUGACGCUUCAGCACGGCAUAGAUCUUAUCGACACCCGUUUCUGUUUGGUUACCGGUCUGCUGCUCCGACCAUUCACCGUCACCCGGGAAGCAGAACGGUGGCACGAGAGCGAAUUCAUGCAUCUCAUAUAUUCGAUCAUCAUCGGCAGCAGCAAACAGGCAACGGUCUGAAUCUGGCUUGGCAUCUCAACCACCUGACAAGAAGAGGUGUUCUGCCGGAACAGAGCAGCGGAUUCUUCGUCUUCCCUCAUCCAAGCAGCCUAAACGAGACAGAGACCGAUCAUUUCCAGACAUGGGAGAACGAUUGGUUUCCACGUUUCCCGGUCUCAUCCCGAGACUCUGCCUCUGGCUGGGGCUCCCACUCUAACCUGUGGCGCAGGCAUUUCUCCUAAACUCAAAAAGGUGUUUCUCUGUUUUAUUCAGAGAAUCUUGGUCUGAAGUCUCGUCGAAGAACUUCAUGAAGUUAUCCUCUUCUUAUUUUUUUUGGGUCUAUUAUUGGCUGUAAAUGGGGAAACCUUAUAAAACUUCGGUAAUGAUAUGUAUGUUAAAACUGUUUCUGCGUAUGAGCUUGCUUUCCGGUGAA
Tarenaya hassleriana is the source of this 1461-nucleotide messenger RNA. RefSeq lists its product as uncharacterized. NCBI's taxonomy places the organism in Eukaryota, Viridiplantae, Streptophyta, Magnoliopsida, Brassicales, Cleomaceae. Gene Ontology annotation, molecular function: ubiquitin-protein transferase activity. The record is from RefSeq and is a predicted model, not a curated record. The transcript is spliced from 6 exons. Bases 122 to 1270 code for a protein of 382 amino acids.